Molecule: messenger RNA, 1826 nt
Organism: Adelges cooleyi (spruce gall adelgid)
Lineage: Eukaryota; Metazoa; Arthropoda; Insecta; Hemiptera; Adelgidae
Product: multiple inositol polyphosphate phosphatase 1-like
Exons: 9
Coding region: 216-1553 (445 amino acids)
Molecular function (GO): inositol phosphate phosphatase activity; acid phosphatase activity
Source: RefSeq, a predicted model, not a curated record
UCUUUUUCUAAGUAUGGCGAAAUUAGUUUAAAGUAAUUAGAAGUUCUCCAAAAUUCUAAUACUUUUUUUUAUUAAAAAAAAACUCUAUCAACUUUAAAGUAAAAAAAAAAUACUUUAAUACCAUUAAGUUCCUGUGCCAUUGAAAUUUAUAAGUAUAAGAUAUAGCAGUUGAUUGCUUCAGUUGUGCGUUUUUUUAAGUUCCUCCUACGAUUGAAAUGUAUAUGAAUAAAAUGUAUCAGUUGUUUGGUGCAAUUAUUUAUUUUUUUGGUCAGCAUGUCACAAGUGUGCCAGAAUCCGAAAAAGAAUACUGGUUUUUCGACUCCAAAACGGCUUAUGACAUUGUACAUGGAUAUGACUUGAAAGUACCGGAAAACUGCCAGAUUCAGCAAAUAUUUGGUGUGUUCAGACACGGUACGAGAUAUGGUUCCAAAGAUGACACAAAAGAUAUGAAAAAAUUACUGCCUUUCAGAAAAGAUUUGGAAAAAAAUGCUAAUAUGCCAAAAGAAGACAUCGAAGCCAUACAAAACUGGACGAUUGGUGUAAGCGAUGAUAUUAACAAAGAUUUGAAUGAACAAGGAAUACAAGAUAUGAAAAAAUUGUCAUUAAGAGUAAAAAAUGCAUUUGGUGACAUAUUUCAAGAAACAUUCAAUACCGAAAUCCAUAAAGUAUUAACUUCACACGAAACCCGCGCCAGACAAAGUGGCUAUCAUUUUUUAAAAAAUGCAUUUGGAAAAAAGAUCAAUAUCACAAGUAUUGAUGACUUACCUAUGUUUGAAAAGACGGAUGUGACAUUGAAUAUAGACAAAUUAAGAGAAAAAAAAUUGACUAAAGAAGAAAAAGCAAAACAAAAAGCACUAGGAACAGGACCAAUAACAGAAAUGACGAAAUUCCAAAACAGUCCUAUAAUGUUAAGAACUCUGGAAAAUAUAGCUUAUAAACUUGGAUUAAAGUCACCUCUUAGAUUUGAACAUGGAAAAGCAAUGUAUGAGAGUUGUCGUCUCGAAAGAGCCGUUAAUACGGGCAUUACACCACCGUGGUGUACUGUGUUUUGUACACUGGACCUUCAAGUUUUUGAGUAUUUGAACGAUAUUGGUUGGUAUUACAAACUUGGUUGGGGUAAUCCGGACGGCUAUCGACUGGGCUGUCCGUUGUUGACAAGACUUAACUUAAGUUUUAAAAAUGCUGCUGACAGGAAAGGAGCAAAAGCUGUACUUUAUUUUGGACACAGAGAUAACCUGUUUGUAGUCAUCACCAUACUAGGAUUGGCUAAAGACGAUACAGCUCUAAAAGCAGACAAUAUGGAUGAGAUGGCCAAAAGAAAGUGGAGAACUUCAUUCAUAAAUCCAUUUGCUGCAAAUAUGAUUGCCGCAUUUUACUCAUGUAAUGAUAAUGUUGAUAGAGUAUCCUUCUUUCUUAACGAAAAACUUGUGCCCAUUGAAUUAAAAGACAAAAAACUUUGCACUUUGUGUGAUUGGAAAGACGUCAAGGAAAAAUUCGAUAAAAUUACUGAUGAUGAAAAAUGCACGUUUGGUCAUGUUAUAACAGCUCCUUAAAAAGUAUUUUUCAAAUAACUUCCGAUGUUUUGUUAUUCUACCGUUUACAUUUAAAUACCACUCAACCCUCAAAUACAAGAAAUUAAAAAAAAAAAUUAUUAGAUUCCCUGUAUUCAAGUAUUCUAAACUGUAUUUUUUUCUAAAUUUUUUUAAUACUCUAUCAUUGCUUGUACAUCUAGACCAGUUAUUUCUCAAUAUUUAAAAAAUAUUGUGAAUUGGUCACACUUCAGAGUAAAAAGAAAUUACUAAAUUCCUUUUAUAUAUAUACCUACA